GUGUGGCCCGGCGAAUUGAAAUUGAAGGUGGGGUCCAAUCCUGUGUAUCAGGGAGCACGCUAUUUUGUUUGCAGUCCUCGUGCCCGUUCCUUCCAAACGACGAAAAAGAAAAACAUAAGGUUUCUUCUGCUAUCUAGGGCUCGAUUCCAUUUCCGACUCGGAAGCCUUGAAUGCUUCUUUGAACUAUCGAGCUUUUGUUCUCGCGCGUUUUUUCUUCUUCUCUGCAUUGUACCCUAUUCGAUGGAGGAGUCUUCUUACACCGGUCUUCCCACUAGCCACUUGCUCGGUUCAGUUCCUGCUGUCAUUACUGAAGAAAAUAAUACCACGAAACAUGUGGCCAACAAUGCGAGUAUGCAAAUAUUCCCUCCCAACAAUGGAGGAGACAGAGGAAGAGGAUAUCAAACUCUUGGCAGUCCUACUGAAGCUUUCGAACAACAGCCGGCAAACAACUGGAGGGGAGUCUUUAGCAUCUCAUCUUACACACAGUAUUUCAAUGUAGAUACGGAUGUUGUACUGACCAGAUUGAUAAGUUCCUUGAAUCCAGUUGCUGCAGACUUUUUCAGCAAGAUAGAUGCUAACCCUGAUUUAUAUGGGCUUGUAUGGAUCUCAACAACAUUAGUUUUUGUGCUUGCCUCACUUGGAAAUCUGGCCACGUACCUUAUUCUCAAAAACUCAGAAAACAGUACUUCUUGGAGCUUUGAUGUCAGCUAUGUGAAUGUGGCUGCAUGCUCUAUCUAUGGCUAUGCAAUUGUGGUCCCAUUGGCAUACUACUUCUUCCUUCAGUAUAUGGGUUCAAAUGCUAGCCUUAUAAGGUUUUGGUGCAUGUGGGGGUAUUCCCUCACCAUUUUCAUCUUCUCCUCUUUUCUGUUGAUAAUUCCUGUUGAGUUUCUUCGGUGGAUUAUAAUACUCCUUACGGGUGUUGCCUCAGCAAGCUUUGUUGCCUUAAACCUGAGGUCUUACAUAGAAGGCAAUGAGCUUUCAGCGGCAAUUAUUGCAGCAUUUAUCCUGCAAAUAGGUUUGGCAAUCUUCAUCAAGGCUUGGUUCUUUGCGUAGCUAAAAUGCGUUGCAGCAGUGAAGAAUAAGACCCAAGCACUAUCAUCAUGAGCUCACUUCAUUGGCUAACUUUGUUCAAGACGCGAGUGGAAUUGUCUGAAGCAUAAUUGGUUUGUGUAUUUUGGAGUUACUAGAAUGGAAUGGGAAAGAAUUGCAGAGUAGUGCGAUUUCUGUGUCAGCUGGGUCUGAGUGUUCGUAACAUUUUGGCCUAAAGUCUUGUGGUAGACCCAAUACUUUGGAAGGGGAUGGUCAAUCAUGAUUGUAGUAUCUGCGUAUGUUUGAGCUUCUUGCAUAUUUCUGUAAAUAUACUGCGUCAAGAUAAUCUUUUCUUUAAUCGAUUUUUUUUUUUUAAAGUAGCUGUUUUGCGUGAAGCCAAGGCAAUUUCCUGUACUGGUGAAUCAAAUUUUGCUCAUUUGAUCUACUAUUUGAAAUUGACACUGUAAAUUGUAAUAUCGCUCCUCCCAUAACACGCUUGCAUCAUGUUAUUUUUAGUUGGAAUAUGUACUAGGUGGAGCAGUUUAAUAGAGGUCUAACUCAAUUGAUAGA
Molecule: messenger RNA, 1599 nt
Organism: Cajanus cajan (pigeon pea)
Lineage: Eukaryota; Viridiplantae; Streptophyta; Magnoliopsida; Fabales; Fabaceae
Product: Integral membrane Yip1 family protein
Biological process (GO): vesicle-mediated transport
Cellular component (GO): membrane; Golgi apparatus
Molecular function (GO): small GTPase binding
Source: RefSeq, a predicted model, not a curated record